Messenger RNA from Eucalyptus grandis, 2062 nucleotides. Its product is annotated as putative laccase-9. Gene Ontology annotation, cellular component: apoplast. Gene Ontology annotation, molecular function: hydroquinone:oxygen oxidoreductase activity; copper ion binding. Lineage: Eukaryota; Viridiplantae; Streptophyta; Magnoliopsida; Myrtales; Myrtaceae. Gene Ontology annotation, biological process: lignin catabolic process. The record is from RefSeq and is a predicted model, not a curated record. The transcript has 7 exons. Bases 59 to 1867 code for a protein of 602 amino acids.
CUCGCUCGAUCUAAACGCAAGAAAAACCGAGAGAAGAGAAAAAUUUGUGUGCGCGCUGAUGAAUCGCGUGAAGAUGGCGAUCCGACCGCCUUUCUCCGCCACCAUUUCUCCCCAUGCUGCAAUUUUCUUUCUUCUUGCGAACGUCCUUCUCGGGGCUCAAGCCAGCGUUCAUUACUAUGACUUUGUUCUGAGGGAAACAAACAUUACGAGGAACUGUACUAUCAUGUCCCUUUUAACAGUCAAUGGCAGUUUUCCGGGGCCCGUGAUUCGUGUUCAUAAAGGUGACCUCGUUUUCGUGAACGUCCAUAAUCAAGGAGAUUACGGCAUCACGCUUCACUGGCAUGGGGUGAAACAACCAAGAAAUCCAUGGUCAGAUGGACCUGAAUACAUUACUCAAUGUCCGAUCGAACCACAAACAAAUUUCACAUAUGAAGUGAAUUUCACUGAUGAGGAAGGAACUCUUUGGUGGCAUGCUCACAGUGAUUGGACAAGAGCCACAGUUCACGGUGCGAUAGUCAUCCUUCCGAGCGAAGGAUCGACCUUCCCUUUUCCUGAGCCAGAUGGAGAAGACAUCAUCGUGCUCGGUUCUUGGUACGAAGAAGAAAAACUCAACGAAGUAUUGAAUGAGGAUUUAGCGGCAGGCAGCGAUGUACCCCGAGCAACUGGCUAUAUGAUUAAUGGACAGUUUGGAGAUUUCGUUCCGUGCUCCAAAGAAACAACAUACCAUUUGUUCGUCGACUAUGGCAAGACCUACCUCCUUCGAAUAGUGAAUGCGGCGGUCAGCGCAGAGCACUUUUUCUCCAUUGCCAAGCACAACAUGACGGUUGUCGGCAUGGACGGAGCAUACACAAAGCCGGUGGUAACUUCGUACAUAACAAUCGGUCCUGGACAAACAAUGGAUGUCUUGCUAACAACCGAUCAGUCCCUCGGAAGAUAUUACAUGGCCGCUCGACGGUAUUCAAGCGAAGACACAUCAGUCACGGCCUUCUCCCACAUCAAUGUUACUGCCAUUCUCCAAUACAAGGGAAACUACAGUCUCACGUCACCUCCAAUUUUCCCAAGCGACACCCUUCCAGGCUUUUAUGACUAUUUUGCGGCAGCUAAUUUCCUAGCCCAGCUUAAAAGUUUAGCAAAUGAGGAGUAUCCCAUAAGUGUCCCUCUGAACAUUAGUACGAGGAUGUUCAUAACAGCUUCCAUGAACGAGCUGUUAUGCGCAAACGAUUCGUGCGCAUCGGGCGAUAGCAAAAUCGCCACGAGUUUGAGUAACAUAAGUUGGGUGAAUCCUUCAAUCGAUGUGCUGCUUGCCUACUACAGGAACAUCAGCGGUGUAUACACCUCAGACUUUCCGGAUUUGCCUCCGAUGUGGUACAACUUUACAGGGGAUGAUUUAUCGACCAGUCUUGCGGUGGCUGCUGAAGGGACAAAGGUGAAAGUUUUGAAUUUCAACGAAACCGUGGAGAUAAUAUUUCAAGGGACAAAUCUGCUGACAGGUUCAGAAACCCAUCCUAUGCAUUUGCACGGACAUAGUUUCUAUGUUGUUGGAUCCGGCUUCAAAAACUUCGACAACGAGAGCGAUCCUCAAGGGUACAACCUGAUUGACCCCCCUAAAGUCAAUACGUUUUCGGUGCCCAAAAAGGGAUGGAUUACGAUCAGAUUCACAGCAAAUAACCCAGGCGUAUGGUUUUGGCAUUGCCAUAUAGAUCGACAUAUGAGUUGGGGUAUGGACACUGCUUUCAUAGUACUAAAUGGUGGUACUGAGGAGACCAGUAUGCGACCGCCCCCUUCCUACAUGCCUCCUUGCACGGAUGCGUCGAAGAUUGCCCUGAAAGAAACCGCGAGUUUCUUUGGUGACGUAAACCAAACUUGACAGCAGAUUGCAGUAAAUUUUUUACGUGGUAAUGGAAAGUCAUCAAGUUAGUCGUUAAAAUGCAGUAAAUCAAUGCCAACACGAUUCCUUUUUGUAUCCAUGAGAGUCAUUGAGUAGAUCAGUCUGCGUAGUCAUUACAACAGUGAAAUUAUUAAAUGUGCUAAUAAGCUCGUGGUUAAGUGCAUUCAUUUGCAA